Molecule: messenger RNA, 2968 nt
Organism: Ornithorhynchus anatinus (platypus)
Lineage: Eukaryota; Metazoa; Chordata; Mammalia; Monotremata; Ornithorhynchidae
Gene: CCR6
Product: C-C motif chemokine receptor 6
Exons: 3
Coding region: 1051-2187 (378 amino acids)
Biological process (GO): chemotaxis; G protein-coupled receptor signaling pathway; thymocyte migration
Cellular component (GO): membrane
Molecular function (GO): C-C chemokine receptor activity
Source: RefSeq, a predicted model, not a curated record
GAAGCCACACGUGGGAAAGGGAUUGGGUCCAACCCGAUGAUCGUGUCUCUAUUCUAGCACGUAUCAUAGCGCUUGGCACAAAGUAAGAGCUUAACGGAUACCACAGUCAAUACUGGAAGGGUCAGCUGACACGAGAGGGUCGCUACACAAAGACCCGUUCUUUAUUCUGUUACAAAAAUAAAUGAUUUAAAACCACAUCAAAAGAAAAUCUUUCCAUUAAAAACAACCUGAAGAAGCACAAUCCUCUCCCUUUCCUCCCUCAUCACUUUUUCCAAGAUUUCACAUCCAUUUUCUUACUAUCUUCUGAAAACUCCCUCAUUUAGAAUCCCACAUGGCAAGCGAAUGCCCACUCCGACCCUCUCCUGAGCGUUUCGGUCUUUCGUUCAACUAUCAACCGAUUUGGUUUCUGCACCAGUUUCCCAAAAUCCUUACUCAGGCUCAUUUUCUCUAAAUCACGACUCACAAGUUGAGUAAUUUUUCAUCAGAUUAAUCAUUUUUAUUAAGCCCAGAAAGAAUCCUAACAGCAAAUUAUCUAAAUAUCACGUGCUUCCAAGAAAAAGCGAGAAUCAUUCCAGAAGCUAAUAAUACUGAAACUAAAAAUAUUUUCAACCCCCCAAAAUUCAAAUUUUUCGUGACCUAAAUAAGCCUGUCUUCCCCCCACCCCCCCUUAUUUUUUUUUACCUUUUUAAGAUGAAAGAAUGAGUUGUGGUGAGUAUGCCACACAUGCCUGGGUCUAUUUGAGAUUCGCUGAAAUUAUUUCACUUCAGGAUUCCCUUUGAGUCAGAGGGUCCGAGGUCAAAAUAUCAUGUAGAUGGCAUCUAUACCUUUCAGUGCAUUUGACAAGACACAGCCUUAAAUUCUACUCUUGCGCCAAGUGUGAUAUUUAGAAGAUUUCUGAAGAUUUCUGAAGACGGUAUCCGACGACAGCAUUAUUAGUCGAUCCCUCUCCGCUAUUUCAGCUUCUCGUCAGGGGAUCCAGAGAUAGCAUCGCUGACCAGUCUAUACAUUUUCCUCUACCGUUCGCUUACUUAAUUAAGGUUAAUUGCCAAAAUGAAUAUGGGACAAGUGAAUUUGAGCAUCUUUGAAGAGUAUUCAGAUUAUACGGAAGCCACGAGCACUCUGGAUUACGAGGAUGCCUUACCGUGUUCGAUGCAGGAAGUGCGAAAUUUCACAAAGACAUUCCUCCCCGUCGCGUACUCUCUGAUAAGUAUCUUUGGCCUAGUAGGUAACGUCUUGGUAGUCGUAACCUUCGCUUUCUACAAGAAAGGGAAAUCCAUGACCGACGUGUACCUCCUCAACAUGGCCAUCACCGACAUAUUGUUUGUCCUCACUCUGCCCUUCUGGGCCGUGAAUCACGCCACGGAAUCGUGGAUCUUCGACAACUUCAUCUGCAAAUUGACUUCGGGCAUCUACGCCAUCAACUUUAACUGUGGUAUGCUCUUCCUGGCCUGCAUUAGCAUGGACAGGUACAUCGCUAUCGUGCAGGCCACCAAGUCCUUCAGACUGCGAGCCAAAUCAUUCAAGUUCAGGAUGAGAACUUUGGCCUACAGUAAAGUCAUCUGUUCGGUGGUCUGGAUGUUUUCCAUCUUAAUCUCCAGUGCCACUUUCAUAGUCAGCCAAAAGUACCAAAUGCAAGGAAAAUACAUCUGUGAACCAAAAUACCAGGUAGUCUCGGAGGCCAUCACCUGGAAACUGCUCAUUUUAGGCCUGCAGCUUCUGUUCGGCUUCUUUAUUCCACUGCUGUUCAUGAUCUUCUGCUACACGUUCAUCGUCAAAGCCUUAGUCAAAGCCCAGAAUUCAAAGAGACGUAAGGUGAUCCGGGUGAUCAUUGUGGUGGUGGUCAUCUUCUUAAUUUUCCAAGUGCCCUAUAAUAUGGUUCUCCUCAUCAAUGCCAUCAAUUUGGGCAAGUUGAACAGGACUUGCAAGAGCGAACAGCAAAGAGCCUACGCGAGGAAUAUCACUCAAGUUCUGGCUUUUCUGCACAGUUGCCUCAACCCUGUUCUGUACGCCUUCAUCGGGCAGAAUUUUCGCAACUACUUUAUGAAGAUCAUGAAGGAUCUGUGGUGUGUGGACAGGAAGCACAAACCGGGGACCCCCUCCUGUCCCCGAAAAUACUCAGAUACCUGUAUUUCUAGACAGACGAGCGAAAUCGCCGAGAGCGAUAACCCGUCAUCUUUUACUAUGUGACGCCUCGUGGAGGGGGAUAACUGGCAUCGUUCAGAAACACCCUCAUCAGGCUAUACGCCCAUUUUGCUCUUGGAGAUGGAAUCAGCUGCUGUGAUGUAGGGGUCGGGAAGACCUAUCAUAGCUUUACUCCUGAGUAUUUGUGACAAUGGGAGAUAAGACAGAAUCGGUUCCACCCUCAGAUAAACUUCCAGCUUCAUUUUAACUGACAGUUUCACCCUUCUCCCCAUCAGACAUUUCACCGGAGCUAGCCAGGAAUCAAAAAAACUGGGAAAAAAAAAAAGUUCUCGGGCAACCGAGAAUGUCUAUCUGCAUUGGUUGAAGAACUGCCACGGAGGAAUAAGUUGCAAAUAGAAAUAGAUGGUUGCCCCCAAAAAUGUAGAAUGGUCCAUUUUCCGCCCCCUGCUACGUCGAAUACUUCUCCGGGGCCAUUUACAAUCAGCUUCUGUUUCUUGUGAAUUAUAAAUGAAAGAAAUAGAAAAUCUAUUUGGCUGGUACUGAAUAUUUUACGAGCGCCAAAACUUGCCAUGAAUAUGGAGGCAUCAGAAUUGCUUGGUGGACUCUUCCCUCUCGAUAGCUUUAGCCUGAGUCAAAGAUUAGAUCAAUAUUUGAGUUUGACGAACUAUUUCUCUGCUGUUUAGGCGAUUUAAAAUUGCAUGUAAAUGUAGGUGCACAAUCAAGGAAAUAAGUGUCAUGAGAAGAGGUUUUCAUUAAGUGUAUACUUUAUUAUUCUUUUCUUGUCUUCACAUGUGCAUGAAAACAAUAAAGUAUAAUAGCAUUUUAA